AUUGAUAAUCAUGGGGUUUUGAGUGACCAAUUAUAUGGAAAGGCAAAAUUAGACUUUGUAUUAUAAAGCUCUUAACCGUGAGGGGAAUAGAGAAGCAAGAGGUGGGUUUUGUUUUCUAGUUGAAUGAAGCAAAGUUUAUCCUUUGCACUUUUGUUUCUUAACGGUGAAGGAUCAAUAGCUUACAAGAAAAGAUUAUAAAAGUUUAUUAAGUGAUAAGAUUAUCACAAGAAUUAGGCAACUAAUGGUAAAGGAAACAGUGAGAAAUGAAAUUAUCAAUUCUUUUCUUAGUGGUGAAAAAGGGAUGAAGUUAGGAGGUGGAUUUUGUCUCUUAUGAUAAGUAAGGGCAUUUUGGUCAUUUUUUUUCGGGUAAAAAUACAUAUUUUGAUACAAAUCUUUAAACAUUUUACUGACCGGAAAUAAGCUGUAAAAUAAUAAUUUACUUUCCUUAAAAUUAGCUUCUGAAACAAUAUAAUAUUAAAAUAAAAUUCAAGAUUAAAACAUUCGUUCUUGUUAAAACAGAGACAAAACUUUAAUUAAGCUAAUAAAAUAAAUAUUAGCGUAUAAUAAAUCAGGUUAUAAAAUAUCGAGUAUUACACCAAUUGUGUUAAAGUUUCAGAGUGCUGAACAUGUGGUUGAUGUUGCAAUUGAUGAUGUAGACAAAGUUAUGUGGAUUGACUUAAUUAUAGAGUAUGAAGAAUUGUUUAGGAAGAACCGUUACAUGAUGCCUAAACACCCUACUUUUAUUUACUGCUAUAAUAAGAAACAUAUCCCUAUAAUGAGUGAUAGUGUUUUAAUGUCAAUGUUAGAAAGGUUAGGAAGCAAAAAGGUGAUCAUAGUUUAUGUGGGAUCAGGGAGUGAACCUUCUGAUUGUGUUGUAGCUGCUAGGAAUCUGACAGAAAGUUUGAAGAAAAAUACACACAUACAUUUUGGAGUUGAACCACCUAAGUCUAACAACAAAGAAAUAGAUGAUAUGACUAGUCAAAAUGAUGAAGAGUGGACUGAAAUAAAUGAUAUUUUGUUAGAUAUGCAUGAUGUUAUAUUAGAUAACUUGGCAAGAGUAGAUGAUGAAGAAGAACAAGGAAGGAGUCAGUUAAGGAAGAAUAAAGGUAAAGGGGGGGCUAGUGUGUCAAAACCUAGGGCUAAGAGGUUGACAGUUACGAGAAAACUCCCACCAAAUGAACCAGUAACCCUUACUGCCACAACUACCUUCUCAAAUGCUCCUGUAGUUGACACACCAAACCUGUAUACAACAUCUUCUCACAAUAAUUCAUUACUUCUUCAUAAGAUUCCUAAGAGUACAGCUGCCAGGAGAGGUUUGCUUAAUACUUCUCAUCAAAUUGAAGCACAAGUGAUAACUGAAAAGGAAUUUAAUGUGGGGGUUCAUCAUAUGUUGGGAAGAAUUUUUGAGCAUGGAGAAAGUAGCAUGCAAGUUUCUGCAGGUAAUGAAGGUCCUGGUGGUGUUAGGAAUGAAAUUCAUGAUGUGUUAGAAAGGGAACAUGGUAGUGAUGAAGUUCAUGAUGUGUUAGAAAGGGAACAUGGUAGUGAUGAAGGAGAUGGUUGGUUUGGGGAGAUUAAUGACAAUUAUGAUCCUUAUCUGUCUGACAAGUGGGAGAGUGAAUAGUUGAUGAUGACAAUUAUUUCAGCAAAAUGUAUAAGAAUGGGGAAUUUGUUGAUGCUGUAGAAUUUGGAAGCAUUGUGUUGAAACCAUGGAUGAUCUUUACUGACAAAUCACACUUUAUUUCUGUACUUAGAGAUUACUAUAUCCAAUGUGGUUUUGCUUUAGUAGUAGAUAGAUCAAGUCCAACCAGGUUUACUGCUCAAUGCUUAGCGUUGAAUUGUAACUGGAGGAUUCAUUCAAGUGUACUCCCUGAUGGCACUACAUGGGCUAUUAAGAGUAUACAAAACUCUGAGCACACUUGCAGGGUUUAGAUGAGAUAAAUCCAUUGGUGAAUGUAAAGUAGGCAGCAAGUAAGCUAAUGGAAGAUAUAAGGGCUAACAAUGACAUCACUGGAAAAACAUUGAAUGAUUUACUAUGGAGCAGGUAUGGGGUUCAAAUGGCUACAAGUAAACAUGGGCAACGUGUCGUGCCAUACCGCCGCAGGCCGUGCCUUGCCGUGCCGCGGUGGGGGCCGUGCCGGCUCCGCGGUGGGCCGUGCCGUGCCUGAAAUUGGCACACCCCAGCUCACGGCACGACACGGCCCACCUGCCUUGAGGGCCGUGUCGUGCCGGGCCGCGGGCCAAACCGUGCCACCCUUUUUAAAUUUUUUUUUUAAUAAAUGAAAAAAAAACGA
Chenopodium quinoa (quinoa) is the source of this 2291-nucleotide messenger RNA. RefSeq lists its product as uncharacterized. Bases 665 to 1621 code for a protein of 318 amino acids. Lineage: Eukaryota; Viridiplantae; Streptophyta; Magnoliopsida; Caryophyllales; Amaranthaceae. The record is from RefSeq and is a predicted model, not a curated record. The transcript is spliced from 2 exons.